AAUAUGCUAUGUUAGACACAAAAUAAACCAACGUAUUCUCUUUCUCUCUUCAAUGGCCGGAAUCCGCUUGCAGCCGGAGGACUCUGACGUCUCCCAACAAUCCCGCGCGGUGGCUCUCUCCGCCACCGAUCUGGUCUCCGACGACGACCGCUCCGUCGCCGCCGACUCUUGGUCCAUCAAGAGCGAGUACGGAAGCACUCUGGACGACGACCAGCGCCAUGCUGACGCCGCCGAAGCUCUCUCCAACGCCAACCUCCGACCUCCCUCCGAUUACAGUUCUGACAAGGAUGAACCUGAUUCUGAAGCAGUCACAUCCAUGCUGGGAUUUCAGAGUUAUUGGGAUUCUGCAUAUGCUGACGAGCUCACAAAUUUUCGUGAACAUGGUCAUACUGGUGAAGUCUGGUUUGGAGUUGAUGUGAUGGAAGUAGUAGCAUCUUGGACAAAAGCCUUGUGUGUUGAAAUUUCUCAAGGUCACAUACCAAAUGGUGUCGAUGAGGUUAAGGCUGAAGCUGACAAACUAGGUGAUAAAGUUUUGUCUACUUGGAGUGUACUAGAUAUUGGGACUGGCAAUGGUUUACUGCUCCAAGAAUUAGCUAAACAAGGGUUCUCUGAUUUAACUGGGACUGAUUAUAGUGAAAGGGCCAUCAGCCUUGCCCAAAGCCUUGCUAAUCGUGAUGGAUUUUCCAACGUCAAAUUUUUGGUUGAUGAUGUCCUCGAGACAAAGUUGGAACAAGAGUUUCGACUUGUCAUGGAUAAAGGGACACUAGAUGCUAUUGGAUUGCAUCCUGAUGGUCCUGUCAAGAGAAUGAUGUAUUGGGAUUCUGUUUCGAGGUUGGUUGCAUCUGGUGGAAUACUUGUGAUCACAUCAUGUAACAAUACAAAGGAUGAAUUGGUACAAGAAGUGGAGAGUUUCAACCAACGAAAAAUUGCUACUGCACAGGAACUUGGGGCAGUGAAGGACGAGGAACCGUGCAGAGAGCCCCCAUUUCAGUAUGUAAAUCAUGUCCGCACAUAUCCGACAUUCAUGUUUGGUGGAUCUGUAGGCUCCCGUGUUGCAACCGUGGCAUUCCUUCGAAAAUGAAAAUGUUUUGUCAUUUGUUAUGAUUAAGGUCUCUGGUCGGAUGGAUUUGAAGUUGUUCCUAACUGUUGUGUCAAACAGUAAAUAUCUUUUUGCGAUUUAUGUGAAGUUCCAUUACCUCUCCUUCUUGGGUGAAUAGUAGUUAUCAUUCGGAGUUUAUACUCUAUAAUUAGUAAGGAGAAAAUACAGUUAGUUCAGCGUAGCAAAAGAUUUUGUUAUUCUGGUUCUUUUGUGAUUCUGAUUACGAGGUCGAUGAAACUAUAUGGGAAUUUUGUGUUUACCAUGUUUGACCA
Glycine soja is the source of this 1371-nucleotide messenger RNA. RefSeq names its product EEF1A lysine methyltransferase 2-like. The coding region runs from base 53 to 1081 and encodes 342 amino acids. The record is from RefSeq and is a predicted model, not a curated record. Gene Ontology annotation, molecular function: protein-lysine N-methyltransferase activity. Gene Ontology annotation, cellular component: cytoplasm. NCBI's taxonomy places the organism in Eukaryota, Viridiplantae, Streptophyta, Magnoliopsida, Fabales, Fabaceae. The transcript has 7 exons. Gene Ontology annotation, biological process: peptidyl-lysine monomethylation; peptidyl-lysine dimethylation.